Messenger RNA from Spinacia oleracea (spinach), 1731 nucleotides. RefSeq lists its product as uncharacterized. The coding region runs from base 1 to 1731 and encodes 576 amino acids. NCBI's taxonomy places the organism in Eukaryota, Viridiplantae, Streptophyta, Magnoliopsida, Caryophyllales, Amaranthaceae. The record is from RefSeq and is a predicted model, not a curated record. The transcript is spliced from 4 exons.
AUGGCUGCGAGAAUAGAGCGGUGUUCGACAACACUUUCGGCAUGGGCAACUACAACAUUUGGCUCGAUAAAACAAAAAAUAAAAAAGGCAGAGAAAGAGCUGAAGAGGCUACAGGACAUGUAUCCAGAUGGGCGUACUAUGGAGCAAUGUGGAGAGUUGAGUGCGCAGCUUGAUGAGUUACACAAAAUGGAGGAGUCGUACUGGUAUGCACGUGCAAGAGAAAAUGAGUUACGUGAAGGGGACAAGAAUACGAAAUAUUUUCACCAUAAAGCAAGCCAAAGGAAGAAAAGAAACUAUAUCAAAGGCUUGAAUGAUAAUAAUGGGGUUUGGCAAACAGGAAAAGAAGAUGUGCAGCAUAUUGUGGAGGAUUACUUUGAGAAGUUGUUUGCUACUGACUUGCCGGACAACUUUGAAGAGGCAUUGGCAGGUAUGUCCCGUAUUGUCACGAACGAGAUGAAUGAGGUCAUGAAUGCCGAGCCAACUGAUGUGGAGGUUAAACAAGCACUUUUCCAAAUGCACCCCAACAAAGCGCCGGACCGGAUGUUUGUUAAAGGAUGGUGGAGAGGUAAUGUGGACAUUAAUAUGAUUAAUAGAACUUGUAUAGUACUCAUACCGAAGUUCAAUAAUACUACUAAUAUGAUGUCAAUCCAACAGAGUGCUUUUGUGCCGGGUAGAUUAAUCACAGAUAAUGCUCUUGUGGCUUUCGAGAUUUUCCAUACUAUGAAGAGGAAAGGAGAAGGGAGAGAUGGUACUAUUGCUCUUAAACUUGAUAUGAUGAAGGCAUAUGACCGAGUCGAAUGGUCUUUCUUGGAGCGAGUUAUGUUUAGAAUGGGAUUCAACAGUAAUUGGGUUCAAAGGGUGAUGGGAUGCCUAUCUAGCGUCUCAUUUUCCUUCAAAAUCAAUGGCCAUAUCUCUAGUUCUAUAUCUAAAGCAGCAAAUGAGAACUUAAUACAUGGUGCUAAAGUCUGUAAUAGGGCCCCAAGAAUUUCUCAUCUUUUCUUUGCAGAUGCUAGCAUUUUAUUUGCAAAAGCCAAUAUGCAGGAGUGCUCUAAGAUAGCUGAAAUUAUCAGUAUCUAUGAGAAAGCAUCCGGACAGAAAGUUAACCUUAGCAAAACCGAAGUGGCUUUUAGUAAAUGUGUCAAUGUUGCUCGAAGGGAGGAAAUUGUGGAGACUCUAGGUGUUCGGGAGGUGGUUAAACAUGAGAAGUAUUUAGGCUUGCCGACUAUUAUUGGGAGAUCAAAGAAGGCGGUAUUUGCAGGCUUAAAAGAACGUUUGUGGAAGAAACUAAAUGGCUGGAAAGAGAAACUUCUAUCUCGACCGGGGAAAGAAGUAGUUAUUAAGGCCGUGGAACAAGCAAUUCCCACCUAUAUGAUGAGUGUAUUUCGGAUACCGAAUGGAUUGGUUGAUGACCUCCAUGCUCUAGUUGCCCGAUUUUGGUGGGGAUCGACGGAUACAGCGAGGAAAAUGCAUUGGCACACAUGGGAGACGAUGUGUCUUCCUAAGUCGAUGGGUGGCUUGGGAUUUUGCGACUUUCGAUGUUUUAACCAAGCACUUCUUGCUAAACAAGCCUGGAGACUUCACACCGUUAGGGACUCUCUCUUAUAUGCGGUAUUGAAGGCGAGAUUUUUCAAAAAUGAUGAGUUUCUUGAGGCUAGAAGGGGGCAUGACCCGAGUUAUACAUGGAGAAGUAUUUGCGGGAAAAAUUCACUUCUACUCGAUGGCCUUAAGUGA